UAAAGCUGAUAAUAGGAUAUGAAACGCAUUAAGUAGCUAAUGAACCAUUAAAUUAAAAACUAUAUAAAUCCAUCAUUUCACUGGAGCAUUUUACUUUUUCCACAUUUUAAUUUCGCAAUUUUUAAAAAUCAUGUCAGCUUUGUCAUCUCCAAUUCCCCUCUUGACCAUGGGCCUCGUCUUGAUGUCGGUUUAUUUACAUCAUGUCGAAUUUUCGAACGCCCAAGCUCCAGAGAAAUCGUGCAAACAACUCCUCAGCGAGUUGACGAAGCGUCAAUUCUCUGCGAUUGCGAAUUGCUCGAAAUCCAUGAAAUUUAAAAAUGGGAAACAUAAAGCAACCAUGGGAAAUUGCAUUUUGAAGUGUGCGAUGGAAAAUGAAAACUUGGUGGAUCGCAAAGGUGAAGUGACCCGAGAGAUGAUUGAUACCCUGUUGGUCAAGGAGUUGCCACCUUCGUUAAUUGACCGGGCGAACGCUACUUUGGAACCUUGCGUUGCAAAAUAUAAGGGAACUUUAGACGCGAAUCCGGAAACUGAUCCGUUAUGUGCUACCUACGAUCCCGUCAUUAAGUGUGUUCUGUCUGCAUUACCGAAUUUUUGUCCAAACUAACUUACGCUAAUUUGCAUAAAGCGAAGAAACACAUGUUAUUGCAAUGAGGUAAUCCGGAUAAGUUUUUGGAAUUACAAAUUACAAGUAAAUAAAAAUAAUUUAAUUUCUCGCAUUAUUAAA
Messenger RNA from Folsomia candida, 724 nucleotides. RefSeq lists its product as uncharacterized. The record is from RefSeq and is a predicted model, not a curated record. Bases 131 to 604 code for a protein of 157 amino acids. NCBI's taxonomy places the organism in Eukaryota, Metazoa, Arthropoda, Collembola, Entomobryomorpha, Isotomidae. The transcript is spliced from 7 exons. Gene Ontology annotation, molecular function: odorant binding.